Malania oleifera is the source of this 2629-nucleotide messenger RNA. Its product is annotated as ABC transporter B family member 25. Gene Ontology annotation, biological process: transmembrane transport. The coding region runs from base 184 to 2094 and encodes 636 amino acids. The transcript is spliced from 18 exons. Gene Ontology annotation, cellular component: membrane. Lineage: Eukaryota; Viridiplantae; Streptophyta; Magnoliopsida; Santalales; Ximeniaceae. Gene Ontology annotation, molecular function: ATP binding; ABC-type oligopeptide transporter activity; ATP hydrolysis activity. The record is from RefSeq and is a predicted model, not a curated record.
AGGAGAGAGAGAGAGUGAGAGAGAUGGGUAGCUCAAUUUUCACAGUAUCAAUGAAUCAAUGAUAGACCCAUGGGCUACCUCCAAAAUGUUCUUGUCAGGACAAACGCCAUUUCUUCUUUCCAUGUGAUCCUUCCUGGAACGGCUCCCCCUCUUCCCUGUGGCUGUGGCUGUGGCUAAUUCUAUAUGAGCAAAUUCUCGGGGGCGAACGGCCAUGGAAGUGUGAGAACGCCUCUGUUGAAUCGCCCAGUGGGGAGGAAGAAUAAUGACGCCACAGCAGAUGGUCAUUUGACUGACCUUGAGCAUGGGUCUGCAGUUCCGGCUGCAAAUGUGGGAUUCUCUAGAGUGUUAUCACUAGCAAAGCCUGAUGCAGGGAAGCUGAUUCUUGCCACAAUUGCUCUAUUAGUUGCAUCAACAUCUAGUAUUCUAAUUCCAAAAUUUGGUGGGAAAAUAAUUGACAUUGUAUCAAGAGAUACUGAAACACCUGUACAGAAAGAUGAAGCCUGGAAUGCAGUCAAGAGUACUAUACUGGAGAUAUUCUUGAUUGUUAUAUUUGGCUCAAUUUGCACAGCAUUUCGGGCAUGGUUGUUUUCUUCGGCCAGUGAAAGGGUUGUCGCUCGGUUGAGAAAGAACUUAUUCAGUCAUCUCAUUCUCCAAGAAAUAGCAUUCUAUGAUGUUACUCGUACAGGGGAGCUCCUAAGUAGGCUUUCCGAAGAUACCCAGAUCAUAAAAAAUGCUGCUACUACCAAUCUUUCGGAGGCCCUCAGAAAUCUAUCAACUGCAUUUAUUGGUCUUGGCUUUAUGUUUGCAACGUCAUGGAAGUUAACUUUGCUGGCUUUGGCUGUUGUACCGGCUAUUUCUGUCGCUGUACGCAAAUUUGGUCGCUUUCUUCGUGAACUUUCUCACAAGACUCAAGCUGCAGCAGCAGUAGCUGCCUCAAUAGCUGAGGAAAGUUUUGGUGCUGUACGUACAGUAAGAUGUUUUGCUCAAGAAGGUUAUGAAAUUUCACGCUACUCUGAAAAAGUUGAUGAGACGUUGGAGCUUGGACUUAAACAAGCUAAAGUAGUUGGAUUGUUCUCUGGAGGUCUAAAUGCUGCAUCAACACUGUCUGUUAUUGUAGUGGUGAUAUAUGGUGCUAAUUUGACAAUCAUGGGCUUCAUGACUCCUGGUGCCCUUACAUCCUUCAUUCUCUACAGUCUCUCUGUUGGAUCUUCUGUAUCUGGCCUUUCUGGUUUAUAUACAGCAGCAAUGAAGGCUGCAGGAGCUAGUAGGCGGGUUUUUCAGCUUCUGGAUCGUACCUCAUCCAUGCCAGAGUCAGGAAAACUGUGUCCUUUGGGUGAUCAAGAUGGAGAAGUGGAGUUGGAUGAUGUUUGGUUUGCCUAUCCUUCUCGUCCAAACCACAUGGUUCUCAAGGGAAUAACAUUAAAACUGCAGCCUGGUUCAAAGGUUGCUCUUGUUGGUCCAAGUGGUGGUGGAAAGACCACAAUAGCCAACUUGAUUGAAAGGUUUUAUGACCCUAUCAAGGGGAAAAUUUUGCUCAAUGGGGUUCCUCUGGUAGACGUGUCACAUGAACAUCUACACAGAAAGAUCAGCAUCGUGAGCCAGGAGCCUGUUCUUUUCAACUGUUCCAUAGAGGAGAACAUUUCUUAUGGACUUGAUGGUAAAGUCAACAGCGCUGAUGUAGAAAAUGCAGCAAAAAUGGCCAAUGCACAUGAAUUUAUAUCAAAUUUUCCUGACAAAUAUCAAACCCAUGUUGGGGAACGCGGUGUGAGACUUUCUGGAGGUCAGAAACAAAGAGUCGCAAUUGCGAGAGCUCUGCUUAUGAAUCCAAGAAUUCUCCUCUUAGAUGAAGCCACGAGUGCUCUAGAUGCUGAAAGUGAAUACCUAGUUCAGGAUGCCAUGGAUUCUCUUAUGAAGGGCAGGACUGUUCUUGUUAUUGCCCAUAGGCUAUCGACUGUCAAGAGUGCAGAUACUGUAGCUGUUAUUUCUGAUGGUCAUAUAGUUGAAAGCGGCACUCAUGACGAGCUCUUAACUAAGGGUGGUAUCUAUACUGCUCUGGUAAGGAGACAACUACAGGGACCGAAGGUUGAAAUCUAGUUUCAAGCCACUACCCAGCCAUAAACAAGGGAAGAAACAAUUAUUUUGCAGGUGAAGUCAAAUAUUAUCAUUGGGCAAGUGCAUCUUAUUUUGUGUUUUGCAUAAUGUUCAUUGGUCUCUGAUUACUUACUUAUUCAUUGAAGAACAAUUCCACAAAACAGCCGUACCACUGAUUCAGCCAUUUGGGGCUACCGAUUUGCCCUUCUUGUUAUUUCCAGAAUAAUUUUUCCAGUCGGAUGGAUUCUCUGGGCAAGCGAUAUGGUUCUCUGAUGGAGUAAAAAAAUGCAUCAUUUUUUUCGCUAUCUUGUUGAAGCAAACAUGUAGAAUUUCAGAAGGCAUAACUGUAUGCUUGGUAAUUUUUAAGCAUGCAUAGAUGAACAUACUGCACUGCCCAGGUUUAAUAACCUGAAACUUCGCUAGAAGGAUUCCCUUCUGGAGGCUCUCCCGAUUGAUGGGGUAGCAGUCCUCUUGUUGAUUGUUAUGCGUAAACCAUGAUUCUAGAAUAUUUGAAAGAGAAGUGUUGAACUCAGGAAAA